CGCGUCGAAACUUUUUCUUUUUCUUCUUGUUUGUGAACAAAUUUAAAAAAUGUCUCUUCAUCCUACUGUGCUUUGGGCCGAAAGAAAUGACUUGCUCUACUUGACUGUUGAUCUCUCAGACAUUAAAGACCAAAAAGUUGAUUUGACAGAGACCAAGUUGUCAUUCAAAGCCAAAGGUGGUGUAGAACAAAAGGAGUAUGCAUUUGAUAUUGAAUUUUUAAAGCCUGUUAAGGUUGAGGAUGCAAAGCAACAUCUGACUCCACGCAACUUAUUUUUGGUUAUCUACAAGAAAGAGGAAGGAUAUUGGAAUAAGAUCUCAAAGGAUCGCCUUCGCUUUGUUCAAACAGAUUUCCAACGAUGGAAAGAUGAGGAUGAUGAAGAAGAGGAUAUGGGUGACCCAAUGGGUGGAUUAGACUUUCAAAGUUUAAUGGCUCAGGCUGGUUCAAGUGGAGGAUUACCAAAUAUGGAUGAUUUGCCUGAAGGAGAUGACAGCGAUGAUGAAUUUGAAGAAGAUGAACAAAAGGAAGUGCAAGAAGAAAAGAAGGAUUAAACUGAGUUUUUAUUCGUCUAACUAUAAGACUAAUGAAUAAAAAAUAAUGUAUCACUCGCUUUAUACUCACCGAGGUGUUAAGGAAUGCAUUGCCGCUAUGGACAGCGCAUUAAAUCCAAGAACACCGUUAGUCUUUUGAAGGUCUUUUGGAGGGGGGAGGAUUUUCAUUGUCAUGUUUUGAUUUGUAAACAAAGAUACCAUAUAUGUUUAAUACACUGUUCAC
This is a messenger RNA of Rhizopus microsporus ATCC 52813, 773 nucleotides long. Its product is annotated as HSP20-like chaperone. Gene Ontology annotation, cellular component: cytosol; nucleus. The transcript is spliced from 4 exons. Bases 50 to 550 code for a protein of 166 amino acids. Gene Ontology annotation, molecular function: Hsp90 protein binding; protein-folding chaperone binding. Gene Ontology annotation, biological process: chaperone-mediated protein complex assembly; protein folding. The record is from RefSeq and is a predicted model, not a curated record. Lineage: Eukaryota; Fungi; Mucoromycota; Mucoromycetes; Mucorales; Rhizopodaceae.